Messenger RNA from Astrephomene gubernaculifera, 346 nucleotides. NCBI's taxonomy places the organism in Eukaryota, Viridiplantae, Chlorophyta, Chlorophyceae, Chlamydomonadales, Astrephomenaceae. The record is from the annotation of a GenBank genome assembly.
AGCAGCGGGGCCGCGAUGAGGAGAAGGGCCGGCCUGCCAGCAGCAGCAGCAGUCCCGUCGGUGUUGGGGGCGGCUGUGGCCCCCCUGACGUCGGGGCCGGGGGGCGGGAUGAGCCGGGCGGGACUUCCACCGGCGCUGAUGCUGGUUGCCCCGGCAGCUCUGCCCGUGCCCCUGCUGGUGCUGUGGAGGCGUGUGGGUGGCGGCAUGUGGUGGUGGCCACCUCCACUGCCAGCGGCAAGUCGCUGUGCUACCUGGUACCGCUGCUGCAGGCCCUCAGCUCCGACCCCGACAGCUGCGCGCUGCUGCUGUUCCCCACCAAGGCACUGGCGCAGGACCAACUGCGGAC